This is a messenger RNA of Talaromyces amestolkiae, 1608 nucleotides long. RefSeq lists its product as uncharacterized. The coding region runs from base 1 to 1608 and encodes 535 amino acids. Gene Ontology annotation, cellular component: mitochondrion. Lineage: Eukaryota; Fungi; Ascomycota; Eurotiomycetes; Eurotiales; Trichocomaceae. Gene Ontology annotation, molecular function: GTP binding; GTPase activity. The record is from RefSeq and is a predicted model, not a curated record. The transcript has a single exon.
AUGUCCAAAACUACCACCGUCAUGCUGCCCUUCCUCUAUCCUUUCCUGAACGCAACCGCCUGCACCAAACGUACAACGAUCAAGGCAGCAGAGAGCCUCCUACGAACCAGCCGACGAUGGCAAUCUGCAUCGACACAUCGUAUACCGAUUGAACAGAAUCCCGCCGAUGAUACAGGGUCAGACCUUUCCCACCUCAAUCCUCCGCCAUCUGACUACUCGCGAUUCAUCUUCCAGGAUAAAUGCACUGCGAAAGUGGUUACCGGUUCCGGGGGCAAUGGGUGCGUAGCUUUUCUUCGAGAAAAGUACAUUGAAGAAGGUCCACCCAACGGCGGUGACGGGGGCAGCGGUGGAAGCAUAUACAUUCAAGCCAUCGACGGCUUGACAAGUCUACACAAGCUUGCGCGACAAGGUACCAUCCGAGCCGGGAACGGAAAGAAUGGUCAGGGAAAGAGUAGGGGUGGAAAACGAGGUCAUGAUGUGUUGAUACAGGUGCCGGUGGGGACUGUCGUUCGCGAAGUGUCCAGAUAUGAUCCCGUUGAAGAGGAAGAACACAAAUACAAGACCUUGAAGGGCACUUUACCCAGGGAAGAGCAGGCCAUGGGAAUGUAUGUAGCGAAUCGCGACCGUUUCGUGCUCUAUCCUGGUUCGCUACCCUCUGACUUCCUGACCACAACCUUUCCGACACUUGGUCCGCCGCGAAGGUCCAAUCUUGCUGCGCUGGAGCCCCCGGCCCCCAUCCACCUAGACUUGUCACAGCAUAUGGAGCAGCCGAAGCUUCUGGCUGCAGGCGCGGUUGGCGGAUUUGGUAAUCCUCACUUUGUGGCGCGCAAUAUGGGACGACCUAAAUUCGCAACGAAAGGCGAAGGAGGCAUGACCCUACAUCUUGAGUUUGAGCUCAAACUGUUAGCCGAUGUUGGUUUAGUGGGGUUUCCCAAUGCAGGGAAAAGCACUCUGCUCCGUUCUUUAACGAAUAGUCGUACGAGAAUCGGAAACUGGGAGUUCACCACUUUAUCUCCCAAUAUCGGUACAGUAGUCUUGGAUGACUUCAAAGGAAGACCGAAGGUCGAAUCCUCGAAUAAGAAGAGUCCUCGCACAAACUUCACGAUAGCUGAUAUCCCCGGUUUGGUUGAGGAUGCGCAUUUGGAUAGAGGCCUUGGACUGGGCUUCCUGCGACACAUUGAGCGCGCUGGCAUUCUCGGCUUUGUUGUUGAUCUCAGUUCUGCAGAUCCAGUCAAAACGCUGCAGAAACUUUGGCACGAGCUGGGCGAGUAUGAUAAAAUGCGUAACGCAGAAAUAGAGUCAGAGUCCGCCAACAGAAGAUGGACACCCACGAAUCCUCAAGACCCUCUUCCACAGCUGGUCUUGCCACCUAUCUAUAGGAAGCCAUGGUUCGUCGUCGCAACCAAAGCUGAUUUAACAGAAACCAAGGAGAACUAUGCUGCUCUUCGAGACUACCUGUCGCAGGUUCAGCAAGGGCUGGUCGAGCAUCCUAGCGGGCACAAAGACGCGUUCAAAGAGCGUCUUGCUGUGGUUCCAGUGAGUGCAAUCAAGGCAGAGGGAGUCAGUGGGAUUCCGAAUCUCGUAAUGACUUUCCUUGAAGGCCAUUGA